AUGGUACCCUGCUAUGGUGCCCUGCUGAGGUACCCUGCUGUGGUACCCUGCUGUGGUACCCUGCUUUGGUGCCCUAGUGAGGUACCCAGCUAUGGUACCCUGCUGAGGUACCCUGCUAUGGUACCCUGCUAUGGUACCCUGCUGAGGUACCCUGCUAUGGUACCCUGCUAUGGUACCCUGCUGAGGUACCCUGCUAUGGUACCCUGCUAUGGUACCCUGCUGAGGUACCCUGCUAUGGUACCCUGCUAUGGUACCCUGCUAUUGUACCCUGCUGAGGUACCCUGCUAUGGUACCCUGCUAUGGUACCCUGCUGAGGUGCCCUGCUAUGGUACCCUGCUGAGGUGCCCUGCUGAGGUGCCCUGCUAUGGUACCCUGCUGAGCUCCAUCCCUCUCCCCCCACCUCUUGCUUUCCCUCUCCAGGCCCAGCUGAUAGCCCAGUCUAUAGGCCAGGCCUUCAGUGUGGCGUACCAGGAGUUCUUGAGGGCCAAUGGCAUCAACCCAGAGGAUCUGAGUCAGAGAGAAUACAGUGAUCUGCUCAACACUCAGGACAUGUACAAUGAUGACCUCAUACACUUCUCCAAGUCUGAGAACUGCAAAGAUGUUUACAUUGAGAAGCAGAAGGGUGACAUUCUGGGCGUGGUGAUUGUGGAGAGUGGGUGGGGCUCCAUCCUGCCCACAGUCAUCAUCGCCAACAUGAUGCAUGCUGGUCCAUCUGAGAAGUCUGGUCAUCUGAACAUCGGAGACCAGAUCAUGUCUAUCAACGGGACCAGUCUGGUAGGACUACCCCUGUCUACCUGCCAGACUAUCAUUAAGGGUCUGAAGAACCAGUCUCGUAUCAAGCUGAACAUCGUAAGGUGUCCCCCCGUAACCACGGUGCUCAUCAGACGACCUGACCUCAGAUACCAGCUGGGCUUCAGCGUACAGAAUGGCAUUAUCUGCAGCCUUAUGCGAGGGGGCAUCGCUGAGAGGGGAGGAGUCAGGGUUGGCCACCGCAUCAUCGAGAUCAACAGCCAGAGCGUAGUGGCCACACCCCACGAGAAGAUUGUCCACAUCCUGUCCAACGCCGUGGGAGAGAUCCACAUGAAGACGAUGCCAGCUGCCAUGUACCGCUUGCUAACUGCCCAGGAGCAACCCGUUUACAUCUAGAACCGACCUCACCUUCUGACUCUAUCCUGACCCCUAUUAUCACUGCACCCUCUGUGUGUGAGGAAAUUCCUCCCCCUCUCCCCAAACCCCAGCUCACCAUUGGAGAAUGAAGCUUAUAUAGCCUUAUGAGUGGCCCUGACCUAUCAUGUGCUCUAGAUUACUCUCCAAUCCGAUUGUUUUGCUGUGGAGAGUAGAGGUGGGCUGUACCAGACAGCUCUCUCUCUCUCUCUCUCUCUCUCUCUCUCUCUCU
Molecule: messenger RNA, 1396 nt
Organism: Oncorhynchus kisutch (coho salmon)
Lineage: Eukaryota; Metazoa; Chordata; Actinopteri; Salmoniformes; Salmonidae
Product: amyloid-beta A4 precursor protein-binding family A member 1
Exons: 6
Coding region: 1-1146 (381 amino acids)
Biological process (GO): chemical synaptic transmission
Cellular component (GO): dendritic spine; plasma membrane; cytoplasm
Molecular function (GO): amyloid-beta binding; protein binding
Source: RefSeq, a predicted model, not a curated record